CCGGCAGAUAAAGGCGGCGGCGGGCGGCCCCGGCUGACUCGGCCCCCUGGGUGCGCGUGACUGUCGCAGUUACGGUCUCCGCGGGUACCGCCGCUCUCCCACCCCGACCUGCGGCCGCGAUGCUGGCUCUACGCUGCGGCCCCCGCCUGCUCGGCCUGCUCCGGGUCCCGCGCUCCGCGCCGCUGCGCCUCCCCGCGGCCCGCGCCUGCAGCGGCGCCGGCGACCCGUCCCCUUCCUCCCGGAACCCGCUCGUGUACCUGGACGUGGGCGCCGACGGGGAGCCGCUCGGCCGCGUGGUGCUGGAGCUGAAGGCAGAUGUCGUCCCGAAGACAGCAGAGAACUUCAGAGCCCUGUGUACCGGGGAGAAGGGCUUCGGCUACAAAGGCUCCACCUUUCACAGAGUGAUUCCGUCCUUCAUGUGCCAGGCGGGCGACUUCACCAACCACAAUGGCACCGGGGGAAAGUCCAUCUACGGAAGCCGCUUUCCUGAUGAGAACUUCACACUGAAGCACGUGGGACCAGGGCGUGAACUGUCUGCUCUUUCGAAUGACUUCCCCGGUGAGCCGCCUCCUGGGGCAGCACGGCUCACUCCUGCUCAUUUCUGUAGGUGUCCUGUCCAUGGCAAAUGCAGGCCCCAACACCAACGGCUCCCAGUUCUUCAUCUGCACCAUAAAGACAGACUGGUUGGAUGGCAAGCAUGUUGUGUUUGGCCAUGUCAAAGAGGGCAUGGAUGUCGUGAAGAAAAUAGAAUCUUUCGGUUCCAGGAGUGGGAAGACGUCCAAGAAGAUCGUCAUCACAGACUGCGGCCAGUUGAGCUGAGGUGCCAUGACCAGGGCGCGAGGCUGGCGGCAGCUGCACGUGCCUGGGCUCCCCUGGGGGCCGCCUCGGGCUCCAGCAGACUUGUCUGUCCUUGUUGCACGCUGCGGUGGGGAAUGUCCGAUCUCCACGGGGCCCACCGCUCCGCUGCCCCAGUGUCCACCCUCCCUCGCCACCCCGUUUCUGGCCAUCCAUCACAGACGUGAUGCCAUCAGGCCUUACCCGUGAUCCCGCAGCCCACGUUCACCUGUGCCUUGGACAUCGGGGGUGCCGAGGGGUUAGCUUCGGGUACAGGUUUCUGCCUUUUCCUUGACCGAGGGGGAAAGGCAGCCGCUGCAAAAGGGCCGCUGUAUCUGUUGAACAUCGUUUUCUGAUUGGAAUAAUUUAAUUAACAAGAUUGACUGGAGAUGAAGCUGUGACAGCCCUCUAAGCCGUGGUAUGACCUCACUUGGUGGCAGAAGCCACAGAACCCUGGAGCUUGGCCUUUGGAACGUAAUCGGGGCUUUUGCGAAGGGUCCUCGGCCAAGGCCUUUUAUCCCAGCCACUGUGAAUCCUGUUGGUUCGCCGCCGCGGUUUCUGAGGAGAGUCCGUGAGGGGAGAAGCACAAACCCACUGCGAGCUGUGCCUAGUCGAUGAAGUCGGUGAGAGUGGAAAUGGCGUGUGCGUGCCUGGUGCUCGGGAAGACCGUCGACGUGUAUUUUCUGGAGGGCUUCGAUUUUUCUGUGUUUAACAAAUCUGAUGAUGUAUGUGAUACACCUUUGGGGCUUUUAUUUGUGUUCACUUUAAAUGUGAAAAUAAAUCCUAUUUUCU
Molecule: messenger RNA, 1626 nt
Organism: Leopardus geoffroyi (Geoffroy's cat)
Lineage: Eukaryota; Metazoa; Chordata; Mammalia; Carnivora; Felidae
Gene: PPIF
Product: peptidylprolyl isomerase F
Exons: 6
Coding region: 120-1022 (300 amino acids)
Biological process (GO): cellular response to hydrogen peroxide; regulation of mitochondrial membrane permeability involved in programmed necrotic cell death; protein folding
Cellular component (GO): mitochondrion
Molecular function (GO): peptidyl-prolyl cis-trans isomerase activity
Source: RefSeq, a predicted model, not a curated record